GUYGGGUUMAAAAAUGGACAAGUUAUUGACUAGAAAGAUUUGAUCAUACACUGCAGCGCUGUAGUGCUGUAGAUUGCUGUACAAUUGACUCUGAUAAAGAUUGUAAUAAUGAAUAAGAAAACGAAAAAGAAAAGACAUGAGAAUAAAAUGAAUGAGAACUAGAAUGGUCAUAAUUGUUCACCGCUGGAUCAUACUGCAGGCGCUUGUUCAUUGAUUCGCGCGACCAAAACAAGAACAACAGCCGAACUGAGAACGAAAGAGAAGGUACAAGUUACCAUUAAUCAAAAUCUGGCAUCGGAAGGCUUAUUUUAUAAUCGACCKACUAAAGUCAGCUUUCUGUGGUUUUCUUUGCGAUCAAAACGAGCGAAGUCACGACUGAACAAACUCGCUCUGUAGCGUCGCUUGUUUGACAUGGAGGUGUAAAAUGACGGCUUUCUUUGUGGUCUUUGAUCAAUGGACUGCCAUUUGAAAGAACCUGGAUCAGCUAUGUUUAUUGGAUAAGCUUUAUGACCUGACACACGGAUUUGUAGUGCAAUUCCGAACUGUCAAACGCAAUCUUGUUGAAUACCAAAACAGCAACUGGCUUUCGCUCAAAGCUUUACCCUUUUGACCUAAAGAAUUUACGCGAGCGACUACAAGAAUUCGAGCUUCUGGCGAAUUCUAGUUAUGGUUGACACAAAGUUCUUAAUAGUCACGACUCUGUGUUAUGUGGGGAUUUUUAUUGUUGUUUUAGCCGUUUGUUGCUGUGCAUGGGCACGAUACGUGAAGAACGAAGGCCGAAUACCAGCAAAUCGAAGAACUAAAAUGAGCCGUAGUAGAAGAGCAGCCCGCGAAACGAAUAUACCAACUGCACCACAUUGCCAUCCUCAGCCACCACCACCUAGACAAUACCGCUAUAUCGGCGACUUUUCAGAACUAAAUUACCAACAUCCAACGAAUUAUACACAUGUACAACACAACUGUAGGCCUCACGUUUCGAGACCUAUCUACCCAAGCGCGAAUCACUAUACGCUAGUCGAGGGUUAUCCACCGCGAAACUACUACCCUGCUAGCCUAGCUACACCAACAGACACUUACGAUAUUGAUUUACAAAUGGAUAUUAACAGUACAGGUUUUGCUGAUACAAGUCAUGGCGGAUUUUCGGGCGACGAGUUUAGUGACUUUCAAAGUUCUCGRUACGACAGUGGACAUGACGUGAGUGCUGUUAUCAGUGGCGACGCAGCGGUUUUGAGCUGUAGCGACGUUGGAAAUUCAUUCAAAAUCGCUAAUAAUAACUCAGUUGACACAGAUGGACUUACGGACGAAUUUCGGAAUUCUUCAGAAGCGUUAAAAACCGAUAAUUUCGAGUCGAAUUAUCCACGAGAAAUUGAUAUAGACGGCGCGGACAAACUAAGUUUUGAGAAUGUCAGCGAUUGCGUGGUGGAAAGUUUACUAGUUACAAGCUUAGAAGGAUGUAACGGCGUUGGGAUCACUCCAACAUGCUCUGCACAGAGUUUAACCGAGUUUAAUGACCAGCAACCUGAGCAAAUUCCUUUGAAUUCACAUUAAUAACAAGACAACAUUCUGAGUUGAUUGUUGUAUUUGAACUGUUUGACCUUCGUCGCAGUUUUCACUAAGCGCGAACAAUGUUCGGAUAAAACUUGCAAAGCCAUCUUCUAUACAGUUAUUGUUUAUCAAUAGUGGCGUGUUUUGAAGCCAGUUUUUGUGUGGAUAUAUUGUCGCUAAUCGCCUAUAAUUCCAAAAGCCUACAAAACAAUGAAUGAUCAAAGCUAUACCCAGCACACACGGUUAAUUGGAAUGUUUACAUUCGCUUGUGUGUUUAGAUAGUCGAAAGAAUUAUGUUACGAAUGAAUCACCUUAAAGCACACACAAAAAGCAAAUUUAUCCUAACACCGAAAASCUCAAACAUUUCCCUCAAUUUCCCUAGAUUAGAACAAAAGGAUCGAAGGCCUKYUAAGUGGUAGGGAUUAGAAAAUUGAGUCGUCGUCAUGCGGCUUUGAACGAGACACUUUCAUAAACGGCUCAAUGGAAGGUUCACUUUGGGUGGCCCUCGCAUAUGGACGGUCAUAAAUGAUCACUUUUUACUGCGCAUCAGGGAACCUUGAGGAACUUUGCUUGAUUUCAUUCGGGAAAGCUUUUGUCUAGCUAUUUCUAUGGGGUCUUUAUCCUUUGAAUGGAUGAUAGCAAUAAUUUACAUACUGAUGAAAUCUGAAUGCAGCCGAUGACAAAAGACUGAUGAAUAUUCAUAAGCAUUAAAGAGAGGUUGGAUUG
Messenger RNA from Exaiptasia diaphana, 2271 nucleotides. RefSeq lists its product as uncharacterized. Lineage: Eukaryota; Metazoa; Cnidaria; Anthozoa; Actiniaria; Aiptasiidae. The record is from RefSeq and is a predicted model, not a curated record. The coding region runs from base 667 to 1548 and encodes 293 amino acids. The transcript has a single exon.